Messenger RNA from Ilex paraguariensis (yerba mate), 2340 nucleotides. The record is from the annotation of a GenBank genome assembly. Lineage: Eukaryota; Viridiplantae; Streptophyta; Magnoliopsida; Aquifoliales; Aquifoliaceae.
GAGUGCACAACACACAACUCCAGUACCAAUUUCUAGGGUCACUCUUUCUUUCUCUCUUGUGCCGAGCGUUCCCAAGUUCUUCGGGUGGCAGUGAGCCAUCGUUGUUCUGUUAAUUUCCUCGCCAAAAUCAUCGCAGCAAUCGAUUAAGAAGAAGAAGAAAUGAAUUGUUUUCUGUGGUUCAUUGUCUUCUCUCAUCCCGUGGAUACAACUUGCCCUUGUUGAAAGAGCUCAUCAUUUUCGGUAAAUCAUAUUUUGGCCAGUAGAAUGCCAUUGAAAUAAGCUGUUAAUGAUUUCACCAUCUUGUUGGGACUGUGAAGUGCUUUGCCCUGAUCAUCAUUGCUCGACGGUUUUAGUAUGAAGCGUAAAGAACCACCCAUGUUCCCUUUUAAUGCGGAAAUGGAGACAGACAAAAUCAGCAAGUUACCCGGGCAUAUUAUGGACAGAAUUUUGUCACAUUUGUCACUUAGGGAUGCAGUGAGGACAAGUGUAUUGUCAAGCAGGUGGAGGUACAAAUGGGUCACCCUUCCGCAUCUUGUUUUUGACAAUCAGUCUGUUGUGCUCUCUUCUCAAGAUCAAACACUUAUAAAAAAUAGGAUUGUGAACAUUAUUGAUCAUGUCCUCUUACUUCAUGUGGGCCCAAUUCACAAGUUCAAGCUUUCUCACAGAGAACUUCAAGGGGCCAGUGACAUUGAUCGAUGGAUUCUUUUUCUAUCAAGAGGCUCUGUCAAAGAAUUUGUACUUGAAAUAUGGAAGGGACUUCGUUACAAGUUACCUUCUUCUUUAUUCAUUUGCCAAAAGUUAAUUCAUUUAGAGCUGUUUAAUUGUCUUUUAAAACCCCCUCCAAAAUUCGAUGGCUUUAAGAUCUUGAAUAGCCUUGAUCUUCAGCACAUUACGAUGGACCAAGAUGUAUUUGAACAUAUGAUAUCUAGCUGCCCUCUGCUUGAGAGACUGACAUUGAUGAACUUUGAUGGUUUCAUCCAUCUUAACAUUUGUGCUCCAAAUCUCCUAUUUUUUGAUGUUGGAGGUGUGUUUGAAAAUGUCAGUCUUGAGAAUACCUUCCAUCUAGCUAUUGUAUCCAUUGGUCUGUAUGCAAAUGCUGGAUAUGACCAAAAUGUGAUCCUUGGCAACACUGGCAACAUGAUCAAGUUUUUCGCUCAUCUGCCUCGCAUUCAAAGGCUUGAGGUGCAAUGUUUUUUUCUGAAGUAUUUGGCUGCUGGUAAGGUGCCAGGAAGGCUGCCUACACCAUGUAUUGAGCUGAACUACCUUUCUAUACGCAUAAAUUUCAAUGAUGUGGAGGAGAAUUUGGCAGCCCUGUGUCUUCUUAGAAGUUGUCCUAACAUACAAGAGCUUGAGAUGCUGGCUCGGCCUGAGGAACAGACUUCUGUGCGAGCAGUUGCUAACAUUUUGGAAGAAGAUUAUCUCAGUUGUCCAUUCAACCAGCUGCAGCUUGUUAAAAUAGCUGGAAUCUCUGGUGGUAGACAGGAACUGGAUUUUAUCAACUUUCUGCUUGCAAAUUCACCUGUGCUUGAGCGUAUGACAAUUAAGCCUGCCGCACUCGAUGGAGCAUUGGAGUUACUAAAAGAAUUGCUCCGACUCAGGCGAGCUUCGGUUCGGGCAGAAAUCAUUUAUCUAGACCCAGAAAGAUAAUAAAAUGGUCUACUUUGUAAAGGCAAGAUUCAAGCAACAAAGGUAUCACAUUUUCCAGAAUGAAAUUCUCCACUUAUGUUAAUUUGCCGCUUAAACCAUAGAAGCUGCUGGGAUCAGUUUGAAUAUCUUAUGUUCUGCAUUGUGGUUAAGCUUCCAGUACUAGCAGCUAUAGUAGGCUUAUGGGGUUUUAAUCCAUUCAGGUGAUACAUAUCAAAAGGAGUUGUACUAUAAUGUUGCUUCAAUUCUUAGUUGUACUAUGUGUUAAUUGGAAUAUCCGACUUCAGGCCUUGUGCAACUGGACUGCCCUUAGCACCAUAACAGUCGAUGAACAUUGAAUGUACAGAAAUGGCUACAGUUUCUCGUAUUCGUAUUAACAGCGACUCUGAGAGGAAUGUUGUUAUGUGGUGCUAACCAAACUAAGAUAUUUCACUCAUCUUCUUAAUGCAUGUCAUUUACAGCCUGCACAGGUAUAUCGGGCUGCCGCCUUCUGGGUUUCCAUUAUUCUAGGUAUCACUCGGUUUUCCCCUACAAACCAUUGAUUCCUGUAUACAUAUGCAGUUUCUCCUGGAGCUAAGAAAGGCCACAAAGAUGAGUGCUUGUAUGCUUUCUCCCUCUAUUAUAUCUAUGGUGGUAGCUAGCAGUGUCUUUACAAGCAAACGCAUUAAAUCUUGCGCUUGCUGCCCAAACUUUUUG